AUGGGAUCUGAACUGAUUUACAGAGGCCACGAACCCCAUCCCACUUCAGAUCUAUACUCUCCAAAGCCUAAUAAACCAUGGUCCGCCGUGAUUCCGCCGAUUCGUUACAUGCUUCGUGAACAACGUCUCGUCUUCGUGCUCAUCGGCAUUGCCAUAUCUACCUUCUUCUUUACCCUUAUUCCUUCAUCCACCACCUUCUCUUCCCCCACCAUCUCCGCCUACACCUCCUACGCAGUUUCCGGAUCGGCUCAGUUAAUGAACCCUGGAAGACCAGCUUAUCGGUUUAAUUCAGGUGGGAAGAUCCCUUUGGGUUUGAAACGGAAGGGGUUAAGGAUUGUGGUGACCGGCGGUGCAGGAUUCGUCGGAAGUCAUCUCGUUGACCGAUUGAUUGAACGAGGAGACAGUGUCAUAGUCGUUGAUAAUUUCUUCACUGGAAAUAAAGAGAACGUGAUGCAUCAUUUUGGAAACCCUAGGUUUGAGCUCAUCCGACACGACGUCGUAGAGCCGUUACUACUGGAAGUCGACCAGAUCUAUCACCUUGCUUGCCCUGCUUCCCCUGUUCAUUACAAAUACAACCCCGUGAAAACAAUCAAGACGAAUGUAGUGGGGACAUUGAAUAUGCUUGGACUGGCGAAGAGAGUUGGUGCACGGUUCUUGCUAACGAGCACCAGUGAGGUGUACGGAGAUCCUCUGCAACACCCUCAAGUGGAAACCUACUGGGGCAACGUCAAUCCAAUCGGUGUCAGAAGCUGCUAUGAUGAGGGAAAGCGUACUGCCGAAACACUGACCAUGGAUUAUCACAGAGGUGCUGGCGUCGAGGUUAGGAUUGCGAGAAUAUUCAACACAUAUGGUCCUCGAAUGUGCAUUGACGAUGGCCGAGUUGUGAGUAACUUCGUUGCUCAGGCGCUUAGGAAAGAACCGAUGACUGUUUAUGGAGAUGGAAAGCAAACAAGAAGUUUUCAAUUCGUUUCCGAUUUGGUGGAGGGUCUAAUGCGUUUGAUGGAAGGUGAACAUGUAGGCCCGUUUAAUCUUGGAAAUCCCGGUGAAUUCACCAUGCUUGAACUUGCUCAGGUGGUCCAGGAGACGAUUGACCCUGAUGCAAAAAUAGAGUUCAGGCCAAACACGGAGGACGACCCACACAAGAGGAAGCCAGACAUCACGAAGGCGAAAGAUCUUUUGGGAUGGGAGCCAAAAGUGGCACUUCGGAAAGGAUUGCCGAUGAUGGUGUCGGAUUUUAGGCAGCGGAUAUUUGGUGAUCAUAAUAAGGACCAGGCUGCUACUGCUUAAGGCUUAACUCUCAAGGAAGGUAUAGACAGACAGACAGACAGAGAGAAAGAGAGAUAAACUUUAAUUGGUUCGCUCACAACAGUAGGAUAGGUGAGGAACGAGCUCUCGUGAGUGCCCAAUAUUUGUAUUCUUCAGAUUUAAGUGUAUUUUAUGUUUUAUGGUUUUUCCAUUUACUAAUAUUUUAUCUAGACAACAGGGACAGCUUCGACGUUUCAUUUAUAUAUUUUCAUACAUAAAAGUGUAUUGUUUAGAAUUUAA
Lactuca sativa (garden lettuce) is the source of this 1545-nucleotide messenger RNA. NCBI's taxonomy places the organism in Eukaryota, Viridiplantae, Streptophyta, Magnoliopsida, Asterales, Asteraceae. The record is from RefSeq and is a predicted model, not a curated record.